Molecule: messenger RNA, 549 nt
Organism: Enterobius vermicularis (human pinworm)
Lineage: Eukaryota; Metazoa; Nematoda; Chromadorea; Rhabditida; Oxyuridae
Source: the annotation of a GenBank genome assembly
AUGAACCACAAAUGCGAUAUGCAAAUGGUUAUACGUUUUUUUUUGUUUUUAAUUACUAUAAUACGGAAAAACGUCGAUUGCUUUCCAAGAAAUGCGCAUCCUAUAGAGCUAACCAUUGACUCUGGUUCAAUACGUGGAGAAUAUUUGAGAGAAGGUGCUAACGAUUUUGCUGUUUUCAAAGGUAUUCCUUACGCGGCACCACCGGUAGGAGCAUUGAGAUUUCAGCUGCCUGAACCGCCACCAAAUUGGCUUGGCGUCAUGAACGCAACGUCGUAUUCGGCGAUGUGCACUCAGAAACCUCGAAAUCGGAGAACCGAUCCAGUGUUCAAAGAAUUUAUUCACACCUCUGAAGAUUGUCUCUACCUCAACGUUUUUGGACCACCGCCGUUCACUAAUGAUACAUAUCCUGUAAUUGUCUGGAUCCAUGGAGGAAAUUUUCAGUCAGGAUCCAGUGCCGACUACUCCCAAGAAGCGAUUCUCAAUAAUUUUGUUUCCAGAAAGAUUAUAUUUAUCACUUUCAAUUACAGAUUAGGACCUCUCGGUAAGUAA